Plasmodium knowlesi strain H is the source of this 1956-nucleotide messenger RNA. Its product is annotated as glutamyl-tRNA(Gln) amidotransferase subunit A, putative. The record is from RefSeq and is a predicted model, not a curated record. Lineage: Eukaryota; Apicomplexa; Aconoidasida; Haemosporida; Plasmodiidae. Gene Ontology annotation, molecular function: catalytic activity. The coding region runs from base 1 to 1956 and encodes 651 amino acids. The transcript has a single exon.
AUGCGGAAGUACCAACAAGUGUGGUGCGCCUCCCAAAUGAUCACAAAACGUUUGUGUACAUUCCUCCUUUUGCUACACGGGAUUAUUUUUAUCAACGUACAAACAAUAUGUGCAAUUAAAGUGGACGAUAAAAAAUUUAUUUGCGGGAGAAAAAAAGCAACUCGGGAAGCAACUCACCUACGGAAAUGCAGACAAAUCAGGAAGGCUACACUCUCCUUGUAUUUUUUACCCCCAUCCAAAUGUACACAGAUAGGAUGCAUAAAUAAAUAUAAAAAGAAUACACACGUUGCGCCGCUUCGAGAUGGAUCGAGUGAAAUAUGGACCUCGGAAGUGUACCAAAUUAGGAGAGAAAUAUUUUCACAUAAGAAAAUAAAGGAUACACUUGAAAGGAUAAUAAUCAAGAGAGUUAUUGAAGGACAUGUCAAUCAGUUCAACAGUUUUUCAUACCUCUACAAUCUUGAAGAAAUAUAUGAACAACUCAGAAAGCUACAAUCCCUUUAUAAUGAAUGUGAUAAUUUAGAGAACCUACCGAAACUUUUUGGAGUGCCUGUCAUUCUAAAAGACAACAUUUGCACGAAAAAUAUUCCAACCACAUGUGGAAGUAAAAUACUAGAAAAAUAUAAACCUUCCUAUGAUAGUACUGUUGUGAGAAGGUUAAAAAAACAUGGAGCAGUAAUUGUGGGGAAGACUCAUUUGGACGAAUUUGCAAUGGGAUCAUGUACAGGACGGGGCGUAAAGAAUCCAUUCAAUGAAAACGAUCUAUCUUGUGGUGGGUCUUCUGGCGGAUCUGCCAGUUGUGUCGGUUCUAGAAUUAUCAACUGUUCAGUAAAUACAGACACGGGAGGAUCUAUUCGAACCCCAGCUGCGCUAUGUGCAUGCAUAGGGAUGAAACCCACCUAUGGAAGAAUAAGCAGGUAUGGUAUUAUCCCGUAUAAUGAAGAAACUGAUGUUGUAGGCCUUAUAAUUAACAAUGUGUAUGACUGUAGCAUCCUCUUGGAUGUUCUUUCCGGAGGAGAUAAGAACGAUCUAACUACCCUCAAAGGGAAAGAAAAAAAUUUUCAUUCCAAGUUAAACAAAUUUGAGGCUUCUGUUAACUUUCGUGAAAAUAAAUCUCCUCUAAAAAAUAUGAAAUUUGGUUACCUAAGUGAGAAUCUUUUAAAAAACUACUUUGUGGAUGAUCUAACAUAUGAAGGUUAUUUGAAGGUUAUGCAGGACAUCGAACAAAUGGGAGGAACGUUGAUGAACACAAAUCUGUAUGAACUAAGUGACUACUGUUAUUUGUAUUAUAUGUAUUCAAUGACCAUCGCAAAUAGCAACCUUUCUCGGAUUAAUGGGAUAAACUACAACCUGCACAAUGUAUUCGGGAAAUCCAAUUUUGUUAGACAAGUAAGAUCCAAUCUGAUAAGCGAACAAGUGCUAACGAGAAUUAUCGGUGGGUCCAUAAUCUCCUCUCGUUUUCAAGGAGAGUCUUUACGACACAUCUUCGCAACUGUCAAGCGCAAGUUAACUGCAGCCCUUGAUGAUAUUUUUCGCCAAGUAGAUUUCCUCUUACUUCCCUCCUUACCAAGGUCAAACAAUUUGAAGGAGUCGGUAGGUAGUACCCCUCACGGAGGUAACCCAAACGUACAAAGGGAUACGGUGCACAGGGAGAAGGAUUAUCUCAUCAGUGCAACUACUUCGCAUUCUUUAAGUGGAAUUCCUUCCUGCCCUGAGGGAUACAACAACUACAUGAAGGAAAUAUUCUCAAUCGUGUCGUCCAUCACAGGAUUCCCAAGUAUCGUCAUUCCAACGGGGGAGUUUACCGCACAAUUCAAUGAACCCCAAUCGUUUCAACUGCUAAGCAGAAACUUGAACGAGGCAGGGCUGCUGAAUGUUGCCUUGGCUUAUAAGACACAACUGCAGGUAGAUAAAAAGAUAGUGGAAAACCUAAGGGGAGUUGCUCGGAGAGUUGGAUAA